This is a messenger RNA of Hermetia illucens (black soldier fly), 1021 nucleotides long. It is a transcript of the gene bigmax, whose product is annotated as max-like protein X. Gene Ontology annotation, molecular function: protein dimerization activity; RNA polymerase II cis-regulatory region sequence-specific DNA binding; DNA-binding transcription factor activity, RNA polymerase II-specific. Gene Ontology annotation, cellular component: nucleus. The transcript has 4 exons. Lineage: Eukaryota; Metazoa; Arthropoda; Insecta; Diptera; Stratiomyidae. The record is from RefSeq and is a predicted model, not a curated record. Bases 188 to 937 code for a protein of 249 amino acids. Gene Ontology annotation, biological process: regulation of transcription by RNA polymerase II.
UUUUUGACGUUCAUAUUAUCGGUCGGAAAAUGACAAGUAGUCGAGAUUGUGCAAUUAUCAGUCUUAGCAGGUGACUUCCUGUUUACUAAUCUUAAAGCGUAGUAGCUUCUGUUGUUUUAUUGGGUUCCGCGUGGGCUGUUGGUCUACAGCAGGUACUACUUAAGUUUCCAGCGGCAAAGCAGGCAGAAUGGCGGAAAAUGCAUAUGGAGAGUUCGUUGCACGAACCGAAGACUCAUCGAUUAAAUUAGAGCCAGGCAGCCCACAAGACCGGGAUAAGUCGCUGUAUUCGCGGUGCAGCAGUGCCGGGAGCACACACACUCCCACAUCGAGCGCGCAAAACACAGACGAAGAGGACGAUAGUGAUAACACUAAAUCAGCUCCUUUAAACUAUAAAGAACGCCGACGUGAGGCUCAUACACAGGCUGAACAGAAACGCCGUGAUGCAAUCAAGAAAGGCUAUGAUACGUUACAGGAUUUGGUUCCAACUUGCCAGCAGAAUGACGCAUCUGGCUACAAACUGAGCAAAGCCAUCGUGCUGCAGAAAUCCAUUGAAUAUAUUGGAUACCUGAAUCAACAUACAGAUAAGUUGGAAAAAGAACGAGCUGCACUUCAAAAGGAGGUAAUGGCGAUGAGAAUUAUCCAAAGCAGCUACGAGAAUAUGUUACAGAAUCAGCAGACUAAUCCGGGGCCACCGGAGGCUCGAUUGAGUGACGAAGCAAAGUUUCAAGUGUUCCAGGAGAUCAUGGACGAAAUGUUCCUAACUUUCCAAAAUAUCCCCAUGGAUACCUUCGAGCAGCUGACCACAGGUGUUAUACCGUGGCUUGAAGAACAUUGUAAGCCGCAUAUACUGAGGAAUAUUGUUGGCCGGACUUUACAAAAAAUGUCCAUAAAUCAGAACAUUACGGCAAAUUCUCGCAUGAACGAGGGGAUCAGUUAGUUGUUCGGAACAAAUUUCAUAUUUUUUUUUUAAUGUUUUGUGUUUGAGAAAUAAUGUUUUUAAUAAUAAAAUGCUUAAAAGAUA